Molecule: messenger RNA, 2979 nt
Organism: Ruditapes philippinarum (Manila clam)
Lineage: Eukaryota; Metazoa; Mollusca; Bivalvia; Venerida; Veneridae
Product: putative nuclease HARBI1
Exons: 7
Coding region: 172-1191 (339 amino acids)
Source: RefSeq, a predicted model, not a curated record
GCCCGUCUUAUCAACGGUCGUACGACCGUUUUUAUCGUACGAUUGUCGUACGUCGAUCGUACGCUUUUGGCGGUGUCUUAUCAAACGUCGCAGAUUUCCUUAAUCUUACGAUUAUCGUAAGAUCAUGCAUUUUUUCUACGAUUGCUAAGUAGCAGUCGCAGAUCAAACAAAAUGGCCGCCGUACUUCUUGUGAAUCGACAAUGCCGAAGGAAAAGCCGGACUUUUAGGCAGCGAAUGGUGCAUUUGGAUUGCCUGAGUGAUCAGGAAGUUGUGGCCCGCUAUCGGCUUGAUAAAGCUGCCAUUUACGAGCUUGAAAGUAUUUGCCGACAAGACCUUUCACCUUUGACAGGCCGGUCUUUUGCUGUUAGCAGCUUGACGAAGGUUCUUAUUGGACUUCGAUACCUGGCAAAAGGAGAUUUUAUAUCAGAAGUUGGAGACAUCCACGGGGUGUCUAAAGCCAGAGCUGCAGUUUACAUUCACCAAUUCAUACGAAGUGUAAACCUUCGAUUAAAGAAUAUUAGAUUUCCAACUGAGAGGUCAAGUUUACAUCAUUUGAAGAGGAAAUUCUAUGAGAAAUGUAGAAUUCCAAACGUAAUCGGAGCAGUAGAUGGAACCCUCAUCCCUAUUCAGGGUCCAUCACAGGAUGAGGCAGCUUAUGUCUGCAGAAAAGGAUUCCAUGCUCUUAAUGUUCAGGCAGUAGUCGAUGCUGAAAUGAGAUUCACAGAUGUUGUCUCAAGGUGGCCUGGUUCACAGCAUGAUGCGGCCAUUUUCAAUGCUUGUGGGUUAAAGACACAUUUAGAACAAAGUAACAAUGGGUUGUUAUUGGGGGAUAGUGGGUAUCCUCUAAGGAGGUACCUCUUGACCCCAAAGGUGAAUCCGACAACACCACAAGAGGAAGCCUUCAAUAAACACCAUAGCAGAGGCAGAGUGGUGGUAGAAAAAGCCUUUGGUAUACUGAAGUCACGUUUCAGAUGCCUACACAAAAGUGGUGGUGUUCUACCAUUUUCACCAGAAAAGAGCAGCCAAGUUGUGGUCGCAUGUAUGAGGCUACAUAACUUUUGUAAAACUAGAGGAGUACAAGAGCCUGUGGAGAUCAUCACACAGGAUGAUGAUGAUGAUGAUAAUAAUUUACCAAAUGGAGAUGACAGAAAUAAUAAUAAUAUUAGACAGGAAUUAAUUAAUUUAUUCUGAAAAAAUGUUUUUAAGACAUAGAAAUUAAAAUAUAAUUACUUGUUCUGGUCAAUUGAAAUAUAACAUUUCACUCAAUUAAAACAAUUACAUCUAUUUUUUUAUCUCAAUUAAGCACCCAUGUAUUACUUAAAGGAAUUACUUUGUAUUUCACAUAAACCAAAAUUAGCACAGUAGUUAACUUAUUGUCAGAGUCAAUGAUACCUUUGAUAAGAAAAAAUGAUAUUUGUAAUGAAUAAUAAACAUUAAAGGGGUUAAGUAGUAAUAUUAAAUAAUAUAAGUAAACUAUACAUGUGAAAGCUAUUCAGUUAAUAAUUUGUUGAAUAUUAAUUUGUGAUUUCAUGAAAUACAUUAAUUCAUUGAAUCAUUGUGAAAAAUAACUACUAAAAUAUAGCUUUCGGAAAUAUCCCCUUGUCUUACAACUAUACGUGUUAAAUAUUAAUAAUUCAAAUACUGCACAUUUUUUAACAUAAUUUUUCAUUGGAAUACAAUGAUGUUUAAAUUUAUGAUUGAAGAAUUUUUUUCCCUAUAAAAAUGUUGUUUGCUAUAUUAUGACUUUGUUACAAAGAUUUCUAAUAAGUUAUAUGGCCAUUUAAAAGAAUUUGUUUGCAAAUUAUAACCCUCACCUAGUCACAAACUAGGUUAUAUAAGCAAACAACCAUUUAAAUGGGGUAAUAUAACCUGUCAAAAUUCUUUUUUAACUAAACAGUAUAACAAGUUUCAUGUUGAUGUCUUUUAUAGCUUUUAAAUCAUUCUAUAUUACAGGCAAUUAUGUAAAUCCAAGGGUAUAUAAUGAGUGUAAAUUUGAUUUAAGUUAUUACCAUCCUAAUGGGCACUAUAAGGAACUAAAAAAUUGACAUCAUAGGUCAAUAAAUAAUAAAUGCUAAAACAAAACCGUCUUAAAUUGACAGACCAAAUUAAAGUAUUAUGCUUAUCCAAGGGUCUAUAAUGAGUGUAAAUAUGAUUUAAGGUAGAACACCCUAAUGGGCACUAUAAUGAACUGUAAAAUUGACAACAUAGCACAGUUAUAUGCCCUAAAUAUCACCUGUAUGCAAAAUUUAAACAAAAUUUACCGUGUGGUUUAUGAGUUAUGGAAAUUUUUCUGAAUAAAACUUUGCCAUUUAGAAGGGCUUUUUUCAGAAAUAAGGAAUCUCUAAAUAAUCUAUAAUAUCAUCAUUAUGAAAAAUGUUUUCCUAUUGCUCAUUGUUAAGAAACAAAAAAUGACAUUUAGGUAACAAAUUAAACAAGCAAAAUGAUUGUUUUUAAACUAUUUUUUUUAAUAUGUAUAAAAAUGUAACCCUACCCCACCCACUUUUAACACUUAUUUGACCAUUUCCAUAUGUAAAAAGCCUUACUUAAAAUAUCCCUUAAAUUUUCCACAAUGAGGGGCUGUUUUCAAAGUUUGCCUAAAUUUUCUUAAAUGUAUAUUGGUUGGUCUUGCAAAAUAUAAAAAACUUUUACCAUGUAGUUUUUAUUUUUUAAAACUUUGAAAAUAUCUGGUAUCAUAUUUGCUAUUAAAUUUGGCAUUAUUUAGUAAAUAGAUACCUACAAUAAUUUAGUUCUGGCUUCCAUAACUUUAUAUGUCGCUUUUAUUUUGACGUUAUGACAGUAAAGAACAGGUCUAGCAAUACCUGUUCGCUGAAGUAUCUUGAGCUAACAAUAAUUAUAUAAUUAAAAUGAAACACUUUAUUCUUCCAUUAGGAAUCUGAUAGAUUAAUAAAAAAGUUUAAAAGAAAAAGAAAAUUGACCCUUCUGGGGAUUGAACCCACGGCCCUCAUUUUCAAUGUAGUU